AUGAACUCUCUCCGCUACGUCCGCCCAGUGGCCUCGAGGCUGCAGCCAUCGACGCUGCCGCGCAUGGCCGCCCGCGGCUUCGCCAGCGCCAACUACGAGUACAUCCAGGUGUCGCAGCCCAAGCCCGGCGUCGGACAAGUGACCCUCAACCGCCCCAAGGCGCUCAACGCGCUCUGCACGCCCCUCAUCAACGAGCUCAACGCAGCGCUGCGGGCCUUCAACGAGUCGGACGACAACGCCUUUAAUCGAGUCCGGGGUCCGCUGCUGGACGACCGAGGCCAAGAAAGCCCCAUCAUCGCGGCCGUGUCGGGCCACGCGCUGGGCGGCGGGGUGCGAGCUCGCCAUGAAUGUGCGACGUGCUCUACUGCACCGAGGGGGCCCAACUUUGGCCAGCCCCGAGGUCAAGCUCGGCACGAUCCCCCGGCGCCCGGCGGCAGCCAGCGGCUGACGCGGGCCAUUGGCAAGUCCAAGGCCAUGGAGCUCAUCCUCACGGGCAAGUCGUUCAGUGGCGUCGAGGCGGCGCAGUGGGGGCUCGCCGCGCGCGCGUUCCCGACGUACGAGGCCCUCAUGGAGGAGACGCUCAAGACGGCCGAGACGGUGGCGGGGUACUCGCGCGUCGCCGUCCAGGCGUGCAAGGAGGUCGUCAACAAGAGCCAGGACCUCGGGCUGCGGGACGGCGUCGAGUUUGAGAGGCGCGUCUUCCACAGCCUGUUUGGCAGCAACGACCAGAAGAUUGGCAUGAAGGCGUUCGCCGAGAAGAAGAAGGCCGAGUGGACGCACUCGUAG
This is a messenger RNA of Verticillium alfalfae VaMs.102, 786 nucleotides long. Its product is annotated as enoyl-CoA hydratase. Gene Ontology annotation, molecular function: enoyl-CoA hydratase activity. The record is from RefSeq and is a predicted model, not a curated record. Gene Ontology annotation, biological process: fatty acid beta-oxidation. Bases 1 to 786 code for a protein of 261 amino acids. Gene Ontology annotation, cellular component: mitochondrion. NCBI's taxonomy places the organism in Eukaryota, Fungi, Ascomycota, Sordariomycetes, Glomerellales, Plectosphaerellaceae. The transcript is spliced from 3 exons.